AUGAGUGGAAAUUAUUCAGUAUUUGAGGAAUUUCUCAUACUUGCAGUAUCAGACAAACCAGACCUUAAAGUUCUUUUGUUUUGUAUUCUCCUUUGUAUCUAUGUGUUGACUGUAACUGGAAAUGCUAUUAUCAUUAUGGUGUCACAAAUGGACAAGCGUCUUCACAAACCAAUGUAUUUUUUCUUGUCAAAUCUUUCUUUUUUGGACAUCUGCAACACCUCUACUACCAUUCCCAAAAUGCUGCAAGUGCUAAUAAUAAAGAGGAAAUCAAUCUCAUUCAUUGGCUGCGUAACACAGAUGUACUUCUUCUUGGCUUUUGUGGGCACAGAGUGCAUUUUACUCGGAAUAAUGGCCUAUGACCGUUUUAUAGCUAUAUGCAGCCCUCUGAAAUAUUAUACCAUUAUGAACCAUAAACUUUGCUUCUACCUUGCAGGCUUCUCUUGGGUCAGUGGGCUAGGGAAUUCUGUUGUUCAUACUGUUUUAACUUUCCGCUUGGACUUCUGUAACUCAAACAAAAUAAAUUACUUUUAUUGUGACAUUCCUCCCCUACUCUCUCUUUCCUGUGACGAUACCUCUAUUAAUGAAGUUUUGUUACUGUUAAUUGGAGUAUUCAUAGGCUGGACACCUUUUUUCUGCAUCACUGUAUCUUAUGUAUACAUCAUUGUUACAGUAAUGAAAAUUAGAUCUAUUGAAAGCCGGAAGAAAGCAUUCUCUACCUGCGCCUCCCACCUUACAGUGGUGGUUCUGUACUAUGGUAGUUCUAUUUUUAACUAUGUGAGACCAAUUUCUUCAUAUUCUUUAGGCAAGGACCGAAUAAUCUCAGUGAUGUACAGUGUAGUGACACCAAUGUUAAACCCCCUGAUAUACACCUUUAAAAACCAAGAUUUUGAAAAGGCAAUUGGAAGAAAGUGGGAG
Xenopus tropicalis (tropical clawed frog) is the source of this 915-nucleotide messenger RNA. Its product is annotated as olfactory receptor 5V1. The record is from RefSeq and is a predicted model, not a curated record. Gene Ontology annotation, biological process: signal transduction; detection of chemical stimulus involved in sensory perception of smell; G protein-coupled receptor signaling pathway. The annotation marks the transcript as partial. Gene Ontology annotation, cellular component: membrane; plasma membrane. The transcript is spliced from 2 exons. Gene Ontology annotation, molecular function: olfactory receptor activity; G protein-coupled receptor activity. Lineage: Eukaryota; Metazoa; Chordata; Amphibia; Anura; Pipidae.